Messenger RNA from Stegostoma tigrinum, 800 nucleotides. RefSeq names its product CDGSH iron-sulfur domain-containing protein 1-like. NCBI's taxonomy places the organism in Eukaryota, Metazoa, Chordata, Chondrichthyes, Orectolobiformes, Stegostomatidae. The coding region runs from base 26 to 499 and encodes 157 amino acids. Gene Ontology annotation, biological process: regulation of autophagy. Gene Ontology annotation, molecular function: 2 iron, 2 sulfur cluster binding. Gene Ontology annotation, cellular component: mitochondrial outer membrane; intracellular membrane-bounded organelle. The record is from RefSeq and is a predicted model, not a curated record. The transcript is spliced from 4 exons.
GGUAGUAACAAGUGCCGGGGUUGUUAUGCUGGGAGUGAAGGUACAGGGAGGUUCCCAGCUGGGGAUUCCCGGACAGACAUGGGCCUCUGUUCUCUGUCAGAAAUCUCACUGGAUUGUAUUACCAUUAACUGUUGGAGUAAUGGUUGGUGGUUACUUUCUGUAUCGAAUGAUUGGGAGGAAAAUAGAAAGAAACAGCAGAGUGAACCGAACAAUCAGCAAAGAUGUUGCCAAAGUGGUUCAUAGUUUUGAUGUAGAAGAUUUGGGUGACAAAACAGCCUUUUGCAGAUGUUGGAGAUCUUCAAAGCAUCAACUGCAAGACCACAUUUACUCUAUUAACAACACUGUGAUUGUCACAGCUACCGAGACCAUUAGAAUGCUGCUUCAGGAUUCAGAAUCAGUAUUCAACUACUUGUUCCCUUACUGUGAUGGAUCUCAUGAGAAACACAAUUUAGAAACUAGAGAUAACGUUGGACCUUUGGUCAUAACAAAAAUCCCUUGAGUUACUGAAUACUCUGGAAUCAUUUCUAGCUUUUGCAUGUACAUUGUAGUUAGAGUUUUUGUUUAAAAGGUUGAAUAUGGUGCCUUUUGUGUUACAAGUUCAGCAUUUUCAAAUCUCAUUCAAAGAACAAAUUAAGAGAAAAAGCCGAAACUACUUCUGAAAUGUGGAGGCUGUCUGCAGCAAAGUGUUAUGAAUGUAACCACUUCUGUGAUAAAUCACAUUGGGGAAAGAAAUCCGGUUAGAACUUUCUAAUUAUACUGUCAAUUUUGUUCACUUACAAAAGAAAUGAGGUUCCAUGAUA